Messenger RNA from Papaver somniferum (opium poppy), 678 nucleotides. Its product is annotated as 46 kDa FK506-binding nuclear protein-like. The coding region runs from base 1 to 678 and encodes 225 amino acids. Lineage: Eukaryota; Viridiplantae; Streptophyta; Magnoliopsida; Ranunculales; Papaveraceae. The record is from RefSeq and is a predicted model, not a curated record. The transcript has 4 exons.
AUGGUGACCACUGGAGGGCCUACUAAUGCCCUGGCUGAACAGAUUCCACCUAGUACACCCGCAUCGCUUCGAACGAUUAACCCCAAUGUGGGUGGUCGCGCUGUUGGGAAAACAAGUUCAAACGAGUUGAGACCGGAAAAAGCGGUCUCAAAAUCCAUUGCAUCCGAGCUGAGUGAAUGUAUUCGUUCUAAUAUACCCAAGUCGAAGACGAAGAAAAACAUUACACCUAUACCUGAAGCUUCGGAAAAACAUGAUUCGGAAGAAGAUGAUUCGGAAGAAGAAGAUUCAGAAGAUGAGGAUGAAGAUAAGAAGAUAGGCGAGCUUCUUAAAAGUUCUACAUCAACUAAACCUCAUGGACCAUUACAUGGUUUGACGGGAGCUAAGGCAAAGUUUGAAUGGAAGCAAACCCAUGAAGACGCUUUUCAGUUACUAAAACAGAAGAUUUCAAAAGCACCAUACAUGAUGGAAGAAGUUGGUGAUAACCACUUUGUAACUUCUCCAGAAAAAAGUUUCGAAGUUAACAAGCCUGAGGCUAAUGCGCACGAGGAGGUGAUGGACAAAAUCGACCUCCCACUUCGCGAAGUUGGUCGUGUUAUACAAGGGAUGUCCAUUCUGCAUCUGCGUAUUGCCAGGGGACGUAUUUGUGCCCUUUCAGCUGCAAUCGAUAUGGAGGCAUGA